AUGGAUUCCGAGAGCCUUCCUCGCGUGGACCAACGGCAGCCUAUAAUGUCACCAUUCCGUAACGGCCUUGGACCUCGAGGGGAGCAGGGUGACAAUAUGCAGGGUUUAGGAGACAGCGCUCCUUUCGAUUUGGAGGGUAUAGCUGUUAGAGACCUCGCUGACAAUCGCCCCGAGCUAGAUAGAGAGCUCCUUGCGGCAUCACGGGCCCGCCGAAGCGGUACUCAUCACCCUGGCUUCCGGGACCAAAGUCACGGCCGCUGGCAACCGCAAGACGAUGACGAAGAAAAUGAAGUACCGCAGUCUCUUCUUUUGGAACCGAAUGAUUCCCAUGGAAUCCACAGCCCAGGUACCACUCAGGGGGACUCUGGGGAACAUGGGGUACAGGCAAGAGCUACAACCGAGUCUCGUUUCGGGCCUGCACCACCGCUUGAGGCAGCACGGGUCUACGAGGCAAAUAACCCAGCGGAACAUCUGCUUCCAACAUCAACGACAUACCGGCCUCCCCGUGUCACUUUGGGGACGAAAAUCAGUUCAACCCGUGACAAGGCUGCCUGGAGAUGGGUGAACGUAUCCAAUCUAGACCACUUUAUGUUGGACGUCUAUAACUACUACGAAGGAAGCGGAUACUGGUGCAUCCUGACCGACCGAGCCUUGCAUCUUCUCCUCGGACUCUGGGUGUUUGUUUUCUACUUCAUCUGGAAGGUGGUGCAGUUUGUGAUCGAUCUUCGCCGCCUCACACAUCUUCGAGAUUUUUAUGUGUAUCUCCUUGGUAUCCCCGAACAGGAUAUGCAAACCGUAUCCUGGCAGGAUAUUGUAGCACGUAUCAUGGCCCUUCGGGAUGCCCAUGCAGAGACGGCCCGAAACUUGGCUCCUGACACCCGCCGAUACCUCGGGAGCCAGUCGAAAAAGCGUCUUGAUGCUCACGACAUUGCCAAUCGUUUAAUGCGCAGGGAGAAUUAUUUCAUUGCCCUUAUCAACAAGGAUGUGCUGAAUUUCUCGUUACCAGUUCCCUUUGCUGGACGACGCGCGUUUUACUCGCGCACUUUGGAGUGGUAUUUAAAUUUCGUGAUCAUAGACCUUGUCUUUGAUCAUGGAACUCAAGUCAACCAGGAGUUUCUCAAAGCUCAACGGAGGGGGAUCUUAAGCACCAAACUGCGCCAGCGGUUUGUCUUCGCCGGUGUCAUCAACCUGAUAUUCGCUCCGUUCGUACUAGCCUACAUACUAGUCCUCUACUUCUUUAACUCCUUCCUCGAGUUCAAAAGCGAUCCAUCCAAAAUUGGCGCUCGUCGGUACACCCCAUUGGCUGAAUGGAAGUUCCGCGAAUUUAACGAGCUUCCUCACCUCUUCAAUGAGCGUGUCAAUAUGUCGUAUCCCUUUGCCACCCGAUAUCUGGAUCAGUUUCCUAAGCAGAUCACGGAACGUCUUGCAAGAACCGUGGCCUUCAUAUCCGGCGCGCUCGCUGCUGUGCUUACGCUAGCGUCGCUAAUCGACCCCGAAAUAUUUCGAGUAGAACUAACCCCAGAUAGGACUGGUUUGUUCUAUAUCGGCGUGUUGGGUGCAGUCUGGGCAUUCGCGAGAGGGCGGGUCUCGGAGGAUGAAUUAGUCUUCGACCCGGAAUACGGCAUGAGGAACGUCAUCGAAUACACGCAUUAUAUGCCCGACCAUUGGCGCGGUCGGCUUCACAGUUCAGAUGUAAUGCAGGAGUUUUCGGAGCUUUACAAGCUCAAGUGGGUGAUAUUUCUUGAAGAGGUUCUCGGGAUUAUUACGACGCCUUUCAUACUACUCUUCACCCUCCCAAGUUGCAGUGACCAAGUCAUUGACUUCUUCCGCGAGUUUACGAUCCACGUUGACGGUCUUGGAUAUGUUUGCUCCUUUGCGGUCUUUGAUUUCAAGCGCACCGCCGACCAACUCGGAACGGCCGCCGACAAAGACGCCCGCGAAGACUAUUAUUCUACUAAGCAUGGGAAGAUGGCCGCAUCCUACUACGGGUUCCUUGAUAACUACGUGAUAAACCCAAAGACAGGAAUUCCCGGUCAUACACCCCCAGGAAUUCGAGCCACGUUCCACCCACCCCCAGCAUUUCCGCCCCUGAGUUCUCCUCCUUUCAAUACAGAUGCUCACGCCACUCGCCCAGGCCGCGAACGAGAUAAGCCGAGGAGUCGUAUGCCUGGCACACAACCGCCGGGGGGUUGGGCGUCACGUCAUGGGGCUUCUAUACCCGCACCAUCACCGAUGGCUUCCGCACUCCUUGAUCCCCACCAUCAGCCGCUGAUCGGUGCGCCAGGGGGUCGCAGCGUCUAUCGCACGCGCCAAUCCCGAACUGCCCAUGGAGGGUUCUACCCCGGAAUUACGGAAGGGUCUUUUGAAGACGGGACAGAUCAAACAGCUUCUCGGAAAGAAGGGACAGAGGACGAGAGUGGCGGUGACCUGGGCGAGUCUAUGUGGGAGACUUCACCCACCAAAGCACUUAGCCGCGAAAGUAGUACAGCGGUUGAUAGAGAGCCGGAUGUAGGGGUGUUGGAUCUCAUCUAUCAGUUCCAGCAGGCCCAUCAAAGAACCCCUCGGCGACCUUCGCCUCGCGAUUAUUUCGCGGCUGUCACCCUGGCGGCCCUCGGUCCUAAGCCUUUCGGCAAAGCAUCUGAAGCUGCGGCCGACAUGGCCCAGCCAAAUGCCGAGCCCGCAGAGGAAUACGAUUAUGAGUCCCUGCCCCCCAAUUUCUCGCUCCUCCAGAACAUGGUAGCCGGGGCUUUUGCUGGCAUAGCAACCCGCAUGCAAAUCCUUAACCCUACACCUUCAGCCGUCUACAAUGGAGUCAUCCAAGGAACAUACAGGAUAGCGUCAGGGGAGGGUAUCUUGAGCUUAUGGAGGGGCAUGUCCAGUGUGGUUGUCGGUGCCGGACCCGCUCAUGCCGUCUACUUCGCAACCUACGAAGCAGUAAAACAUCUUAUGGGCGGCAUUCAGGCGGGCGUUCACCAUCCCUUAGCAGCUGCAACGAGCGGAGCAUGCGCGACGAUUGCGAGCGAUGCGCUCAUGAAUCCAUUUGAUGUGCCGUUCACUGCCCUCCAAUUCCUUGCAUACGAGUCCAUAUCCACGACGAUGAAUCCCCGGAAGAUAUAUGAUCCCUUCACACACUGCGUUGCGGGUGCAGUUGCUGGGGGAUUUGCCGCUGCUCUCACAACGCCGAUGGAUGUCAUCAAGACCAUGUUGCAGACUCGGGGAACCGCAAAGGAUGUUGAGUUGCGGACAGUAAACGGCUUCGCGGCUGGUUGCCGUCUUCUCUACCGACGAGCGGGCUUGCGUGGCUUCUUCAAAGGAGUACGACCUCGAGUUCUAACCACAAUGCCGAGCACCGCCAUCUGUUGGUCGGCAUAUGAAGCAUCCAAGGCUUAUUUCAUCCGGCAAAAUGACCUAGACGCAGGGGCAGCGUAUCGAGGCGGCUUCGUCACGGCCCAGCAGAAGAAUGUGCACAGCCACUGGUAA
Messenger RNA from Scedosporium apiospermum, 3480 nucleotides. RefSeq lists its product as uncharacterized. NCBI's taxonomy places the organism in Eukaryota, Fungi, Ascomycota, Sordariomycetes, Microascales, Microascaceae. The transcript has 11 exons. Gene Ontology annotation, biological process: autophagy of mitochondrion; protein localization to phagophore assembly site. The coding region runs from base 1 to 3480 and encodes 1159 amino acids. The record is from RefSeq and is a predicted model, not a curated record. Gene Ontology annotation, cellular component: phagophore assembly site; autophagosome.